AUGACAUUUGAUCUGGCUGCCGCUUAUCCACACUCCACAUUUAUAGGCCUUGAAAUAUUUCCUUCACAUCUUUCCUCACCGCCGCCUUCACCCUCUUCGCCGUCGAUUGAACCCCCCAAUGCCACCAUCCUACAAACUCAUCCGCUAACGUCGCCUCAAAUCCCAUUCCCAGAUGAAUGCUUUGAUUUUGUAUAUUUUCAUUCCUUGAUGCCCACUACCGAACUACGCGAUUGCACGGAUGGUUCACGUGAUAAUUCCCGUGAAUUUGAAGGUUGGUUUAGAGGAAGAAACGCGUAUUGCGAAUCUCAAAAAGAUUUGCGCGAUCGUUUUCACGGGGAAAAAGGGCUGGUAAAAGAUAUGAUCCGGGUGUUAAAGCCGAAUGGAUGGAUUGAGUUUAUGAGGAUCGAGAACAUGUGUGCUUGCGAGUUUGGAAGUGUCACGAGAAAAAUGAUUAAUGGUUAUCUUGGAUAUAUAGACGCAAGUGCUAUUGAUACAUUAAAUCUUAAAAACUCGAAAUCUCUUCUCACCUCCAACAAAAGACUUCGUAACGUCACUAAUGAAUCCAAGGAUACUUUAUUGGGAGCCAGAGGUGGACGAAUUGGCGAAUUG
Messenger RNA from Acaulospora colombiana, 609 nucleotides. Lineage: Eukaryota; Fungi; Glomeromycota; Glomeromycetes; Diversisporales; Acaulosporaceae. The record is from the annotation of a GenBank genome assembly.